This is a messenger RNA of Erigeron canadensis, 447 nucleotides long. RefSeq names its product classical arabinogalactan protein 6-like. Lineage: Eukaryota; Viridiplantae; Streptophyta; Magnoliopsida; Asterales; Asteraceae. The coding region runs from base 1 to 447 and encodes 148 amino acids. The transcript has a single exon. The record is from RefSeq and is a predicted model, not a curated record.
AUGGCACGCCAAUUAAUUGUUCUUGCUCUCAUAUCUAUUGCCCUCAUUGGGUUUGUCUCGGCCGCGAAUGCUGCUAAAUCCCCUGCUUCUUCCCCAUCAGGGGCCGAAGCACCCAAAUCUGGCCAUGCCCCGAACGCUGCACCCAAAGCUGCUCCAAAAGCCGCACCAAAGGCUGCACCCAAAGCCGCUCCAAAAGGUUCACCAAAAGCCGCACCUCCACCAAAAAAUAAGAAAACACCGGUCUCUUCACCUAAGCCUUCAGAUGCAUCCUCCCCGUCUGACUCAGACAAGGCAUCAUCCCCACCAGCUCCAUCAAAGGAUUCCAGCACUACAUCAGAUGGACCAGCAUCUGAUGCAGCGCCAGCUGAUGCACCAUCGUCAGGAGCCAGCUUGAAGUGCUCAGCGGCGACAGGUGCAAUGGCAAUUGCUAGUUAUUUCUUUUUCUAG